Molecule: messenger RNA, 7153 nt
Organism: Lymnaea stagnalis (great pond snail)
Lineage: Eukaryota; Metazoa; Mollusca; Gastropoda; Lymnaeidae
Source: the annotation of a GenBank genome assembly
UCCAGACAAAACAAUCACAAAGUAAUCCAUCAUUCUGUAAACAAUUUCUUCAGUGCGUUGUACACACGGACUCAACUAAGUUAACUCAACAGUCUUCUAUUAAGUCACACAGUAAGAAGAAAUUAAUUAACGUAUGCCUUAACCAUAAAAUUGUAGGGUUUUUUUUUUCCAAUGGUUUUGCCGCCUAGCGUUUAUUCAUAGUCAUACUAUCCCCUAUACUAAAACUAGGCAAUCCUCCGAAGUCCGGUCCCAAAUUUCGUAUGAAAAAAAUGGCAAUGCACUUCAAUGCACAGUGUGUAUUGUUAGAAAACAGCAGAAAUGUCAGUCAUUGCUUUUGCAAAUAACUGUCAAUUUACAAACCAGUCAGUAAAUACUAAAUGUUGUAAUUGGCGCAUAGUAUUUCAUUUGCAAAUAGCAGCCGAAAACGUUCUGCUUGUGACUGUUGCGCCACUGAAAGGCCUCCAAGUACCUGGCAAACAGAUCACUACUAGCAGGCCUACCACUCUGAUAGCCGAGUUUACAUUUUGCUUGCAUCUAAAGUCCUUCAAUAGUUUAUGUGUGAAUGUCCUGGUCUAAUGGAUCAACAAAUUCACACGAGUGCACAAUGACAGCGUGAGCAUACAUCCCAUUGUUGAGCUGACCGACAUUUUGAUAUCCUCGCUAAGCGUCUGUGAUGAUAGUUGUCUAAAACUAUAUAUUUUAUUAUAUAUGUUUCAAAUCAUAGUAAAUCAUACUCAUUUAAAUUAUCCACACAGUGAGUAGAUAAAGAUAAGUAUGAUUUCAGUAUAGUAGGUAGUUUGGUAAGAUCCGGGAAGUGCCGAAAACCGGGUAUCGUGAUUUCGUUGUCAAAAUGGCGACCUCCACUUUUUAAUUUACCGAGAGUCACAUUGUUUACGACUUUUUAACUAUAUAUUGCCCAGCAUGUUAAUUCUAUUUCCGCCCACAACUUAGAGUAGACAUGUUGUGUUAUGAUUAGACACUUGAGUCCCCCAAAAAAUUUUGGGGCUUUACUUAGAAAAUUGAAGGUAAAAUAACGCAAUUUUUACUCAUUCAUAUUUUUUUUGUGGAAAGGAUCCUUUCUUUGAAUUUCAGGGACUUUAUAAAUAAUGGCAUUAACUACAACAUAUCCAAGACAUGCUAAUUUAGGCCCAUCAGUUUGGUCAGAAAUUUACUCGGAAAUUUUAAUCACGUGUGUCCCAAAAUUACCUAUUAUCGUUAAUAUUUGUUGCUAUGGUAAAUAACCUGAUUUAUUCUGGAAAUCAAGCCUAUUACCUCCUAAUAAGUCAUUUAAAAAUAAAAAUAAAAUAAUUAAUAAAACAAAAACAUAUUUUUAAUAUGAUUUGAUGCUUUUAUUGAGGGAUAUUAGGUUAAAAAAGCCUAAUUAAUUACAAUUAAUAGUUAACUAUUAGUUUUAUAUACUGUUAUAUGUAUACUAUUAACUAUAUAUAAUAUAUAUGUAUGUAUGUAUAUAUAGAGGCCUAGAAUAGUAUUCCUAUUAUAAGUGUAUGCCUAUCUCCCCCCCCCCAAUUAUUUGUAGGACCCAUUAUUCAUAUGUAAUGAUUUAUACGUGGGGUUACAUAAUUAGACUUUAUUGCGCUACUGUAGUUUUAUUUAUUUACUAUUGAGAUAUUGUAUUGUACGAUUUUGAGACCAGAUUGUACGAUUUUAGGGGUUGGAGGGUAAACAGGUCUGUUAUUCAUAUGUAAUGAUUUAUAUGGUGAUUCUUAAGGCAUAAAUUAAUUAAAAAUGUACAAAAAAUAUUCACUUACCUUUGGUAUUGAAAUAUCCUAUAUUUAAUCACAUAUCACACUAUUCCAAAAGAGAAUUAUUUUAUAAUCCUCAGUAUUCUCAAAGAAAAAACACACUUUCUGCCACAAUAAUCCAAGAAUUACAUGAGAUAUUACUAAAAUUUAAUAAUAAAACAUUGUAAUUACCUCAAGCAAAUAACUAGAGCUUCUUUAAAAUUCUAUCAACAGCCAAAGUUGAUUCUAACAAUAAAUGUUGAUCUGUGAAACAACUUUACUAACUUAAACUACAUGACUUACUAUUUUUGUCAUAUUCACACAUUCAUAUGGUAUGGGACUAAAAUACAUUAUAUAGAAAAUGGUAAAAUAAAAAGUGUAAUAGUCAAUUUUAAUUUAUUGAAACAAAUAAUCUCUUUAUUAUUAGUAUAUACUUAUAAAUUUUAAACAUUUCCACAGAAAAUUUGAAAUUAAUAUCUUAAGAAUGAUUUAUUAUUAUUAUGAUUUUUGGGAAAUUGAAAAAAAAUAUUUAUACAUAAUUAAUUAAUUACAAAUAAGUGACGAGUCAGCAUAUUUAUAUAUUUUUAAUAGAAAAAUAAUAAAGAUUUUUAAAAUAAUUUUUUGCGGAAUAUUAACAAAAACUAACUUAUAUUUUGUGGUUUUAUUUAGAAGUACUCUAAUUAAAAUAUGUUCCCUGUAAAUAUUUUAUUUUUGUGUCAUUUUAUAAUAAAGUUAUAGGCCUUAAAAAAAAUCAAAAUGAGGGUCACGAAAUGUGGAGGAAAAUCCCAUAGUAAAAAAGUGCCUUUGAGGUCCCUACUAAAAAAUUCAUAACUUUUGAACCACUUGAGCUAGAAAGUUGAUCUUGGUGUUUUUGUAAUCUAUUCUCCAGGCUCUAUACAGCUGCAGUAUUUUUAUAUUUUUAAAAAUGUUUUGAAAUUUUAAUCAAAGUGCCUACAGUAUAGUCUAGUAAUUGUAUAAAUAGUCUAAAUACUAAUAAAUAGUAAUAGUAUCAACAUAAAGGAUGGUAUGAUUAUCAUUAGUUGAGUCAUAUUCAUAAGACGAGUGAGUGAACUGAAUGAUAGGCUAAAACACAGAGAACAGUAAAGCCUAACUGACUAGAUAUAUUAGGCCUAAAUUAUUUGUAUUUUUGCAAACCAGUUUCAGUUAUCAUUUUUAAGAAUCUGGUUAUGGGGAAGCUCAGUCAUUGAAGUAUUCUGCUUGUUUUCAUGAUAAAUUACUUUCAGUCAUUCUCAUUUGUAUUUUCAUAUCGCUGCAAAACAAACACUUGGUCAAAUAGAUUUAAUUUUGCCAUUAAAUGUCUAAACUGGCAACUGUGACUGUGUGUCUUUAUAAAGAAAAACCUUGCAGGAGCCAUGUAAAAAUGUGUGUCAUACUGAUCUGCUCCGUUAAUUUAAAAAAUUUUGAAAUGUUGGUAUGGCUUAUUUUUGUAAGACACACCUACACCCUGCAGAGACACACUGCUGUAGCUCAACACACACUUUGGAAAGCAUUUGUGCUAUGCUAUACUAUAACUAUAAUGAGUAAGAUAAUCGCUAUUGUGUGUCAAGUUGAAUCCUAUAAGCUUAGGCAUGUUAUGUUGAUUAACAAUAACUGAGACACAUCAUUAAAUUUUAUUUUAUGAAGUUUGAUCAUAUUGAAAGAUAUAUUUUCUUAAUAUACAAUUAAUUUUUCUAUCUCAGAUUUAACUCAAAAUUUUAAUACUGUUAUUAUUCCCAGAGAAUAUACAUCACCAUAAUGGGGAAAAUGAAGAGGAUGCGGCAAAAAUUGCACACAGCUGCUGUCAAAUCAAAAAAGGACAAAAGCACAACCAUUAAAGAUGAUGAAGAAAUGAUGGAAGACACAAGUUUAAUGCCUGUAAAUUCCAUUGCCAACUUUGACUUCGUAGCUUGUAUUGUUUUUAAAAAAAUAAUAUUUUCACUUUCUUUUAUUAAGUAUUUUAUAUUGGAAUGAAACACAAUGAUUGUUACAUCUUUUGCUAUCAAUAUAAGGUUGCAUAUUCUUACAUAUUACUUUAAUAGAAAUGUUGCAUUUCAAUAUUCUUCAUUUUGGUGUGGUUAGCUAAGCUUCAUCAAAGGAAUCUAGAAAAUGCAGAUACUAGCAUAUUUAUUGGGAAAAAUGUUUUGAACAUUAUCAAUGUUACUGGAAGAAGAUUUUUUGAUAAAUUUUAACAUUUUGUUCCUACUUUUUUUUUUUCAAAAGCCUCCACCUGCACCAUCCAUUGGGGAGAAUUUUUUUCAGAAUGUUAAUAUUCCAGCUUUGGCUCUACUAGCACAGAAGUUGCCAGAUUUUGAUGCUAGCAGUGCAGUAACUAGCAAAACAUUUAAAGGACAUAACUUGAAAAAGAAGGACAAGCAGAAAAUUCGACAUGAAGUAUGGAUGUCAAGUAUGUACAAAAAUUUCCAAAAUCAAUAUGUAGUUUUAAAGAGUAGAAAUCUAAUCAUAGUUUCUUUUUAUUUUAGUUUUUAAGGUUUAAAGCAUGGGAUCACAACCCUAGAACUAGAGGGGUUUUCGGUGGGGUUUCUGGCUUAACAAGAAACUAAAAGAAUAAAUACAAAAUCUUAAAGCAAUUAUUAUUUUCAACCAUGUCUUCAAGUAUAGAAAAUAUAUUGUAAUACUUCCUUUAGCUUCUACCCAUCUCAGUGAGAGUGGAUUUUCAUGCUUCUUGAUUUGAAAACCAGAAGGCAAAAAAAAUAAUUAAUUUAAUAUGUUGAGAGUGACAUGAGUUUAGGGUUAUGAAAACUCAACUACAAAUGUUGAAGCUUGCAUUUGAGUGACAAUAUUUAAUGUGGUAGUGCUUUAAAUUUGUCAAAAGUAAAAGUUAUUACAUUGAAAAACCUAUUUUGGGUCCAUUUUCUUUUACCCCAUUAAAAACUUUUAUAUGUGAUGUGGUCACAGGACGUCUGGCAACUUGUGUAUUAAGCAAAUUAAAAUUGAUGGGGAUCUUCUACAGCAGAAGUAGAAUAGUAAGCUUAGCUUUUUAUUAUGAUAAAAGUAUAUGUUCAACUUGGUUGGUCUAAUCAUUUCUUACGCUUUGUAGAGGUGGACAAGUUACAAACUGUGAAAAAGAAAGAAAAAGAACGUAAGAGAAAACAGAAGACACCAAUCGUUGGUGAUCUUACACCAAUAGAGGAUGCCCUGCCUACACUGGAGUUGUUGAUGAAAAAGUCUACUGGAGAAACUACAAAAAGGUAAUUGUAUAGUAAAUGAAAAGUAUGACUAAAUAGAACUAAAUUUUUUUAGUCAUCAUUUAAUAUCGCUAUUGUACGCAGUCCAUUUAUGUUUUUAUUGUUUAUGAUUAAUUCCAUGAACUUAAGUAGUUAAAAAUCAACUUGUGGAAUGUUUAUUGCCAUUUUAAACAUGGUUGAAUUAUUUAAAGCUGUCAUCCGCAGCCAAAACAGUGCAACCUAAAUAUUGAAAUAAAAAAUAAGGUUUUUUAUUUUUCUUCAUAGAGAAAAUCAAGAAAAACCCAGACCUAUUCCUCAGGAGAAGAAAAGGAAAAAGCAACUGUGAGUUUAAGUUCAUUUUGAUUAACUACAGAUAUAAAUUUAAAAAUAUGAAAAUUCCUUGUUCAUUAUCCGAAGUUCUUAGAGAACUUAAGACAGAACUUGCAAUAUAUCAUGUGUGGCUAUGUUGUAGCAUUCAUUCAGGUGACACAUCUCCGUUAUCUAAAUUUUUACUUGAAAUGUUUAGUACUAUCUUUUCAUGACCUUGAUGAAUGAAAGAUCAGUUUUAACAUUUUAUGAAUUCUGACAAAUAUUUUAAUUUAAUUUCUAGACUGGAGGAUAUCACCUUAUUCCAUAAGAUAGUUCAACAUCCACUUUUUAAAGAAAAUGCAAGUGGCACCAUUAAAGAACACCUGAAACAUAAACUGGAGAUGGAACAGGAAGAGGACAGAUUAGCUUUAAAAAAAGAGAAAAAUGAAAUGCUGAGGAAGAUGUGAACAUUAGAUGAGAACAUGAUGGAUGAAUUGAAUGUAUGAAGAUGAGCCUGGAGAGUUCUGAGAAAGAGAUUUGAUUGUGGUAACAGUAUGACUGACAAUUGUGGUGUUGAAAAACUGCAUUUAUUUUUUUUUUACAAAAUCUUUUAUUAUUUAUUGGAAGGAUAUGUUGUUGUUCAAGUACUAGUAUAUGCUUUCAAGUGGGUAAAUUUGCAUUAUUUGUUUUCUUCAUUUUUAAACUUUUAUAUAAAUGAUAAAUCUGUUGGGAAACUUAUUUGACAUUAUUUUGCAAGAAACUUAAACCUAGUUUGUACCGGUAUUAUAAUUCAUGAGAUUGAUAUAAAACUAAUUCCCUUAUUUGAUUUAUUAUCAAAGUAUUAAAAUGACCAUUCCAUCUCAAGUGCCUGGAGACAAAAACUAUUGAAAUAACUAUUAAGGUCUUGAUUAUGUGGAAACAAAACAUAGAACAUGAAACUAGCAUAGAUUAGAAAGUAAUUCUAAGACUUCCUUUCUGUUCUUCUGAGCUGUGUUUUUUCAGGGACUUGUGCCCAUUCUUUUCUUUCAUUUUUAGGUUGGAUACUUACAUGUAUUUUUAUUAUUGAAAUUUAAUUUAUUCUUAUAACUUACAUGAAUGGUUUUUUUUAGUUUUUUGUUGUACUGAUGAAGGCAUUUGCCAAAACGUUUGCCUCUGAAUUCUGUGCAACCAUAAUUAUAGCUUAACCUAUAUUGUUUCAUUUAAACAAAUUGUUUGUGUUUCAUCAAUCAUUGAAAGUAACAUUUAUUACAAACAUUGUAUUGUAGGAGUUCACGCAGUUAUGCUUGUUAUCAUUCAAUUAAAGGGGUUUACACAUUACUAUUAUAUCAAUCAUGCUUAGAAAUUUAUUAAAUUUUGAAAUACAUUGAUUCUACAACUACAUGUGUUUCUGAAAUGUAAUUGUCAUUGUCUUGAGCUCUUAGUUAAACUUAGUCAGUUAGGGUGGCAAAGAAAUAAUAUGAGCCAAUAAAUCCUUGAAUUUGUACUUUUUCUCCAAGAUUACCAACUAUAUCUUGAUGUUCCUAAUCAUCUAGUGCAAUGGUAAGUUCUAUAUUAAUCAGGCCUUAUAAAAUUUAUAGAGUAGUUUUAAGUUAGCGAUUCUCAGCUGGAAUUACAAUAAUCAUUUCAUUAAUAAUAAGGAGUAGAAAUAGAAUAGGAAAUAAAGUUUAUCUUAUUAACUAUACCAGUACCAAUCAUAUAAAACAAAGGUCAUUUUGGUUGGGGAAACUUAUAAGGCUUUUUAUUUGCUCCCUUUGGUGAUCAUUUCAUUUGUGCAAUUUCAGUUGUUUCUUUGAUGUUUUAAUUGAGACUUUAAUAUUGUAAUGUAAUAGUCUCCAAAGUGUCUUAUGAAAUAAUAGUGUCCAAAGUAAAUGUAUGUAAUAGUAUCUUAUCAAAACUCAGUAUUUUAAUUAUCAUUAC